UCCCUCUUUAUCGCCGCCAUUUCACCAGACGAAGGACUCAGUGGCUGGACAUUCAUUUCCAGAGAGAAACAUCACCUCACCGAUACAGCAACACGCCCGAGCAUUGUUUUUACAACUUUAAAUUCGUGUUUAUCUUUAUCUAGACCUAGUCUGUUGGUUUAGAGCAGCUUAAUCUGAAAGAGGAGGAAAACAGCAAACAUCUGAAGGCAAAAUGUCGACUGAGGCUUCGCCAGAGAAACCAGGCCAAGGAAAUUCAGUGAAUGGCAAGUCCAACCAUGAGUCGAGAAAGGAGAGGCCCCAAAAGCGUGGCGGCGGGGGACGAUUUGAACCUUACGGAAACCCCAACAAGAGAUACCGUGUGUUUGUCAGCAACAUUCCCUAUGAUGUUAAAUGGCAAACGCUGAAAGAUCUCAUGAAGGAAAAAGUGGGUGAGGUAACGUACGUGGAACACUUAAUGGACGGAGAAGGCAAAUCAAGGGGUUGUGCUGUGGUUGAGUUCAGAACUGAAGAACUCAUGAAAAAGGCUGUGGAAAAAGUCAACAAACAUGUCAUGAAUGGCCGUCCUCUUAAGGUCAAGGAGGAUCCAGAUGGAGUGAUUGCGCAGCGUGAAUCUAAUCGGGCUCAUGGGGGUGGUGGCGGCGGCGGUGGUGGACCACCAGGCAUGGGUGGAGGAAUGGGAGGAGGAAUGGGAGGAGGCAUGGGAGGAGGCAUGGGAGGAGGCAUGGGAGGCGGCAUGGGAGGCGGCAUGGGGAUGGGUCCAGGGCCUGGCGCUCCUCCACUGGUCAACAUCCCUCCCAGUCUCAUGAACAACCCCAACAUUCCCAAUGAGAUCAUCCAUGGACUCCAGUCUGGAAAAAUCGGAAGCACCAUUUUUGUGGCCAAUCUGGACUACAAGGUUGGUUGGAAGAAGCUCAAAGAGGUGUUCGGAAUGGCUGGAGUGGUUGUGCGUGCUGAUAUCCUGGAGGAUAAGGAUGGGAAAAGCAGAGGCAUGGGAACGGUGACGUUUGAGAUGCCCAUUGAGGCCGUUCAAGCAGUCUCCAUGUUCAACGGACAGCUCCUCUUCAACAGGGUCAUGCAUGUCAAACUGGAUGAGAAAUCCCUUCCCAAAGGUGACUUUGCACCCCCAGAUCGUCCUCCAGCACUCCCUCGUGGUCUUAGCGGUAUCGGUCUUGGCCUGGGACCUGGCGGUCAACCCAUCGAUGCCACCCAGCUCAACCGGGGUGGAAUGGGCAACAUGGGACCAGGAGGAAUGGAUGGUAUGGGAUUUGGUGGCAUGGGUAGAGUGGGAGGGAUGGAUAAUUUUGGAGGAGGUAUGAACAACAUGGAUCGUUUUGGACCCUCUGGAAUGGGAAGAAUGAAUGAUAUGGAUCGUGGAAUUGGAGGUGGCUUUGAUAGAGAAUUUGGUGGUCGUAAUGACAUGGGAAUGUCCCGUAGCAACUUCGGAGACUCUUUUGACCGAGGAAUGGGAAACACCAUGGGAAUGGAUCGCAUGAAUUCUGGCAUGGACCGGCUUGGUGGUGGCGGCAUGGACCGCAUGGGAGGACUAGACCGAAUGGGAAUGGAUCGCAUGGACCGCAUGUCUGAUCUGGACCGGUUAGGAACUGGCUUUGACAGAAUGGGUUCAGGGCUCGACCGGCUAGGGCCCAGUAUGGAUCGGCUGGGAUCAGGCAUCGACCGCAUGAGCUCCACUGUGGACCGCAUGGGCCCUGCAGGGUUCGACCGCUUGGGCCCGUCCAGCAUGGAUCGUAUGAGUGGCGGAAUGGACUUUGCCUCUCCUAUGGGUAUGGAUAGGAUGAACACAGGCCUCGACCGAAUGGGUACAAACUUCGACCGCAUGGGCUCCGGUGGCAUGGACCGCUUCCCCACCUCGGGUCUUGACCGCAUGGGUACCAGCAUGGAUCGGAUGGGCUCUGGUGGCGUUGGUGGUCAGUUUGAUAGGCCUGCUGAUAUGGACCGCGGAAACUUCGGCACUCCUUUCAGUGGGUCUGGACAAGGAGGUCCAGGGAUUGGCGGUGCCAAUGCCAGGAAGGGCUGCCAGAUUUUUGUCAGAAAUCUGCCCUUUGACUUCACAUGGAAGAUGUUGAAGGACACUUUCAAUUCAUGUGGCAUGGUGCAGUAUGCGGACAUAAAGAUGGAGAAUGGCAAAUCCAAGGGCUGUGGUGUGGUGCGCUUCGAUAAUCCGGAUACUGCCGAGCGAGCCUGUCGUACCAUGAACGGCUACCGGCUCAGUGGGCGAGAGAUUGACGUCAGGAUUGACAGAAAUGCAUAAUUGUCAUCUUUUGCUUUCUGCAUAUGAUUCCCUCCACCCCACUCAUUAUGCUUUCCAAUUAAUUUGUCAAGUUACAUAUUUGUAUUUGUGCCGAAUGGUACACUUUUAGUUUAGCUUAUGACUUUUAGAGACCAAAUGUUUUUUGUUUUUUUUCCCCCCACUUUUUAUUGUGAUGCUUUCAAAGAAAUUGCCUUUGUUAAAGGUUUGCUAAUAAAUCUCAACAUUGAGAACUUA
Messenger RNA from Pimephales promelas (fathead minnow), 2503 nucleotides. It is a transcript of the gene hnrnpm, whose product is annotated as heterogeneous nuclear ribonucleoprotein M. Gene Ontology annotation, cellular component: nucleus; ribonucleoprotein complex; cytoplasm. NCBI's taxonomy places the organism in Eukaryota, Metazoa, Chordata, Actinopteri, Cypriniformes, Leuciscidae. The record is from RefSeq and is a predicted model, not a curated record. Gene Ontology annotation, molecular function: mRNA binding.